This is a messenger RNA of Naegleria fowleri, 909 nucleotides long. RefSeq lists its product as uncharacterized. The record is from RefSeq and is a predicted model, not a curated record. Bases 1 to 909 code for a protein of 302 amino acids. NCBI's taxonomy places the organism in Eukaryota, Heterolobosea, Eutetramitea, Acrasida, Naegleriidae. The transcript is spliced from 3 exons.
AUGAGAAGAAUUGUAGCGAAUUGCGUGCUCUCCAACAAAACAGCAGCAAAGAAAGCCCUUUCAUCAUCAUCUCUUGCACUCCAUUUCAUCAAGCAAAAUGCCAUUAAAAGCACUACCAUGGCCAUCUCAUCAUCGGGUUAUUCCUUACAAAUCAGAAAUAAAGCAAUUGAUAAUUCUUGGGAUCAACAACAAAAAGCCAAAUUGGAGCACACCUAUUUAACCAUUGAACAAUCCAAAGAGGCUGUUAAAACAUUGCGAAAUGAAUUGGAGGUUAAUUUAAAGAAUGAGAUUGAUGCAAUUUCCAAGAUGUCUAAUGCCAACGAAUUGAAUGAAAAGUACAUCAAGUUUUUGGAGAUGAUGAACAAGGCCAGAAGUGCUGUCUGUGCCAAGUUCAAUAUUAACUCGGGAAAUGAUGACACCAAUGAUCGUAGACUCCGUAUCUCUUUGGGAAGAAAUAGUGCUAAGGAUGAAGAAUUACUCAAUGAGAUGGAUGAUUUACAAUUAUUCUUGGCCAAGUCAUGUUUUGGAAUUGAGAAGAUAGAGAGUAUACUUGAGAAAAUGCAAGUGUUAGCCAUUUAUCAAUUAUCUAGACACAAAUUACAGGAAGAAUAUGAAAGCAAAGCAAGUACCAUGAGCAUCUCAGAUUUCUAUCCACAAUCUCGUAUUUCACUUUUUAAUAUUGAAAGAGAUUUACUUAAACAAUUUGCUGUGGACAUUGCAAAAAUCGAAAAAAGAAAGAGACAAUUUGAAAACAAUGAACUGAGUGAUGCAGAAAAGAUGAAACCUUAUGAAAUUUGGAAAGAUGAGAUCACUGUUGAUGAAUCAGAAAUUACAAACAAACUAGACAAACCAGAGGAUUGGAUUAUAUUUAGAUUCCUUUUAAAUGAUUUACUCUAUAGAUUUGGAUAA